GUUCAGUGGCUGCGCUUCAUCCGCACCAGGCGUUACGUGUACGCUUGUAUCUCGGAAUCUCGUGUACGCGGUGUGCGCUUCGAUACAAAAAAUAAAAAUAAAAAAACGGAUGAUUCGCGGGUUCUCCGGAAAAAUUAUCGGGUGAAUUAUCGAUACAGAAAUUAUUGUGUCCAGUUAUAUCACGCGUUUGCCGUCUGGUCGCGCGCGCAUUGAAUCCACGAGAGACUUGAUCUUCAAAUAAUUUCUUGACACCGUCACCUUCGUCGCGUAACGCAUUCUCGCAUCAUCGCUUAAAACUUUUCCACCGUAAGAAUGGCUGCAAAAAUUCUAUGAGAGAAUAUUGUGGAAUAGGACGGUGCGAAAUCUCCGAUAACCGAACGAAUCGCUGACCUCUAUUCACAGUCGGAAGAUAUCUAGUGAUUGAGUGUGCGAGAUAUCGAGAAAAACUACGAUUGAGCCGUCGGCAUUGAUCUCGAAACGAUUUUCAUUCUCUUUCAAUCACGCUUUUCUUCUCGUGUAUCUUUUACGAAAUUUUCAUCAGUGACAUCAAAGAAACCAGUCUCCAUCGGGAUAUCGUUACUUUGCGGCUGCCAUCUAAGAUGAGCUCAUAAACGGACCAUCAUCGGAAAAUAACAUCAGAUACAAAUAAAAUGCACGGCUGAAUAAUGAACCGUGAAACAGUGAUCUCGCGCUAUCAUUGUUAUGAUAUAGUUCGAGGGGUAGGAUGCAGUAUGGCAAAGGAGGAUAGAAGAUACGGAACGCUCGAAAAGAUACAGUUAAAUGCACAGAUUACUGGCAUUUCGCUUUGGCAUCGUAAAAACGCACGGCUACAAUAAGAAACAGAAGUGGAGACGGAAACGUGUGCGGAAGGAUACGCGGUCCAUAUCCGGCCCGCCAUCCUGGCGGCAUGGUCCUUUGGGCCACAAUACUAUUCCUCCAAGGAGCUGGAUUCGUAGGCUCGGUGACAGGCAUUCCCGGUGUCCCGGAAAACAUAACGGUGAUGUUCCUGAAUCCGACAUCUGUACGCGUCUCUUGGAGCACCAGCCAGGUUGAGCAGGUCGAAAAAUACGACGUCACAUACAAGCCGACCGACGCCAGGUCACAUACGGAUAUGAUUCAAGAAAGUUACAGGGUGGUGGCGGUGGUCGCAGGAAAUAGCGAAGCGGUGACCUUGAGCAACCUUCGAGCUGAUACACAAUAUCAGUUGGUCGUAACUGCCGUGAAGGCUGGAAGGAAGUUUCGAAGUCGACCGAUCGUCUUCCGCACACUCGGUAAGCUUUGCCUUCCUAAGCUUUACCUGUCUCCGGCAUCACGGUCACACGUGACAGAGCCACCACGCACGUCUCCUCAGCAAGAUGCAGCGGUAACUGGUGGUCCUCUUCCUCCACCUCCACCGUCCUCACAACAACCUCAACCAUAUAUACAAAUCCGCGGCGUCGAGGUGGGCAUAGUAGUGUUAGUGCUCAUAGUUUGGGCGGGCGCGAUAGCGCUGUUCUUCAAUCGCUGGGGCAAGAUCCGGAUGCUGCUGCCUUAUCAGCCCGACUACAAGGAGCAAUUGAAGGUGCCAGGCACGGGAGUGUGCGCGUCCGCGAGCGCCGGGUAUACGCAACACCCGACGCAACACGCGUGUUCUCAGCAUCUGCACUGGUCGAGCCAUCACGUGGACUCCUUAGACAGCGGCGGAGCUUUAGGCUGGCCGAGAAGCUCGAGGCCGCGCGUCAACAGUGCCAUCGACGUGGCCGGCUUCCUAUCGCAGGAAUUUCUGCGACGCCACGGGUCCACGUCCAAAUUAUGUCGUAAGGUUCGCAGUGCAGAUAACUUACCUCUCGCGUCGACGAAUCGCCAACAGGAUCCACGAAGAAUUUCCAGGGAGGAUGGGUUCGAAGGGGACCGGGAAUCCUUCCUGAAACCAAUUCAGGACGAUAAGUCUGACGACCAGGACUUAAGAAGGCAGAGCAGUCUCGAAAGUGCAACGAAAGACAAUAUGGAAACAUCACUGUUGGAUCCCGGUUGUCAACAACCUUCUUCAAGAGACUCCCCGGUGGCAUCAUCAUCUUUGGUCACCAAACGUUUCGGAGGAUGGCGUGCCAGCGGAAAUCAUGAAUACGUCAGAUGUCCCGUGCGACAGCCUGCUUCCAUGGACGAGCGGUGUUAUCGACGAUCAUACGAAUUCGAUGCCACUCGUCCACUACGGUAUCAUCACUAUCACCGACGUACGGACGCCGAUCGCCAUUCGAAGAGCUGCGACUAUGCAAAGCAGAGAACCACCACAGAGUCGAGCAUCGAGGUACAACACUUUGGUCUACCAAUCCUCAGCGUGAGUGAACCGAGUCCACCGGAUGAGAGCGAACGCGUUGAUGACUAUUUGUAGGACUUGCUUGCCGAGGACUUCCUCAAGGAACUCCUCGUGUAAUCCCCUAGCUAAUCUUCUCAUCCCGAUCCGAAACGAGUCGUGAAUUACGUCGCCCGGACAUUUUACCCUCCCUCGAACAUUCGCUAUAUCAUCAAUGUAUAGCAAUCGUUCUGCGAUAAUAUAUAUACACUACACAUUGCGUUCUUCAGGAGAUCGUAAUCGAAGUAAAGUAUAAAGCGAGAGCGAGAAUUUUCCGAUCGCAAACGAUCUUCUCUAUCUCUAUUCGUUAUAAACGAUACUCUUUCAUGCGUACUAUUUUAGAGGAGUUCAGAGAUCAUAAAUAUAUAUUUGCUACUUGUAUGAUAGAAACCACGCAGCUACGAGAAAUAUUUGCAUUUGAUCCGGAUUUAUUUCUCGGUACUGUGUGUUAGGAAUCAAACAAUGAUAAUACCAAUUACUUCUUGACAUCGUCACUUUGUGCUCAUUAAAAUGUAUUUUUUCUAAUAUUUCUGAAAAACUUUCUAGUGAAUUAUAUAUACAUAUAUGUCAGAAAAUAAUGUCUCUAUAGCUUUUACAAUAUACCGAGAAAAAAGUCUGGAUCAAAUUUGAUUAUCUUUCGUAUCAUAUAUUUCUAAAAAGUGGCUUGGUGAAUAAUUUCGACACCUCUAUUAUUAUUACUUCGAUAUCCCUAAUAUUAUUAAUUUGUAUUAAUAUUAAUUAUAGAUUAAUAUUAAUUUGACAGAAUUUGCCCUAUCUCACUUUGAAAUGAGUCUUAAAAAUUAUAAUCUUUGCUUCAUAUUUUUUCUCACAAUAUAAUAUUUUAAUAUCUUAUAAAUCUUUUGAUGUAGCGUGCAAUAUUAAGAGUUAUGAAUGUCAUUUUAAAUUUGCUUACUCAUAGGCUUAUAUAGUUACGAUUUUCCUAUAUGCAAGUGCGUAAUAAUAUGUAUAAAUUUCCUUCCAUUUUCGUUGAUUUUCACAACGCAUUUUCUUGUCUCUGUGCAUAAGAAUGACAUUUUCUCUUUUAUGUGCUCGCUAUUAUCGAGAUAUAUCAAGAUCCAAAUUUUUUCAGUUUUAAUUGCAAUUUGAAGUUAUACAAAUCAUUUUUAUUUAAUAUUGAAGUCAUUGAAAUAUGUAUUAAAAAACAGAUGUUCAUUUUCAUUAUGCUUCAACGCGUCUAAAUAUUCCCACAAACUCUAUAAAGUCGUGUCACAAAAUAUUUUAUGAGAAAUUAUGUGAGAAAUAUUAUUAUCAAUCAAACGCGAAUCAUUAUAUAACUUGGCAAUAAAUGUAGCAAUUUAAUUAGUAAAUAUGAAACAGAUAUCACCGCAAUUAUAUAUUGUAUACAUAUAUAUGUAUAUUGAGGUAACAUCUGUUCGAAUCUGAGUCCGAGUUAUACAUGUCUGUAUUUAUUAAUAUAGAUCGUGUCCUAACGUGUUCACAGAAAAUACAUAAACAAAAGUAGACAUAUAACAUAUUUUAUUAUUCAAAAUAUCAUUCAAAAUCUACUAAAGGUAAAUGGCAUGUGAUAAAAAUAAUGGAGAACCAUUAAAAAAUAUUAAGCAUUUCUAUUUGAUCGAAGCCUACAUGGGCCAAAAUGUCUGUGAUACGCACAUGUUUAGCCUGUGAUAAGCUCGACGUCUCAAAAUGUUCCAAGUUAAAUGAUCAACUUGAUAGGGCAUAUAUUACUUGUUUGAUCUUCUUAAUAGUCAAAAUAAAUGUGCAAUCGUGAGUAUUCGAAAUUAUGCGCCUCGACCACUUGCAACAUAAUAUCACUGUACAGGAAUUAUAUCGUGAUAUAUAUAGGACGUCUUGAAUCAGCUACAGUUCUUCUAUCGUUAUAAGAAAAAGUGUGACUGAUCAAAAGCACCUUCUGUACGUGUCAGACGCGAUAGAAACCGAUUUAUUUUCACAUUAUAUAUCUCUUCCAAACAACUUUAAGACUUGCGUGUGCGAAUAUUUUCAACGCAUUGAUGCCUGAAAAUUCGAGUUACAUUUUAAUUCUUUGCGAUGAAAAAUAUAUCGACAUGUAUAUAUAUUAUAUAUGAGGAAAAAAGAUAAAAAAGACUAAAUAUGAAGAAAAAUUAUUUAAUGAUGUUGCUAGAAUUUGCAAUAGCAAGUUUAUUUCUAAGAAAAUGUGCUAUUUUCCAUAAGUAAUUAGAUCAGUUGAUUAGAAUUUAAAUUGAUAAAGAGAACAAAUUAAGCAAAGACUUAGAAAAUAAUCGCUACUUUCAGGUAUCUUGCGCAAUUAUAAACUUCAAAACGCACGCGAAAAUGCGUUUCUUGAUAUGGGACCUAAUCGCGACUAAAUCGCGAGACUCCCUGUUUCCAGAAGAUAUCGAAGAGAAAAAAAUUUCCCCUCGGCAAUCGGCUUAUCGCUUAUCAGGGUUCAUCGUAACGUGGGAACAAUACAGAUUGUGUAAUAAUACGUGCGACAAAUUUUCGUGCUGAGUUAUCAAAAGCAUCCUAUAUAAUACAACGCCUUAUCAGUCGAUUAGAAAGCCGUGUGGCUUUUUUCAAUAACGAUUCACCGCUGUCACGAGUCUCAUAUGCCCCAUUGCUCUUCCCUCAACUUCAUAUUUUUGGACCAAUCGUUAUAAAAAGGAAAAGGGGCCAUUAUAAAAUCCAUAAGAAUUGACAUUACAGGAAAAUAUACAAUUGAGAAAAUAUAUGGCCAAGGCUACAUUACACAUUGAACGCAGAUAAAAUGAUUGGUAUUAUUUAAUGAUAAAUAUUAUAAUUAUACGAAUAAAAUGAUAUCAAUAU
Messenger RNA from Nylanderia fulva, 5116 nucleotides. RefSeq lists its product as uncharacterized. NCBI's taxonomy places the organism in Eukaryota, Metazoa, Arthropoda, Insecta, Hymenoptera, Formicidae. The record is from RefSeq and is a predicted model, not a curated record. Gene Ontology annotation, molecular function: protein binding.